Messenger RNA from Yarrowia lipolytica CLIB122, 816 nucleotides. RefSeq lists its product as uncharacterized. The record is from RefSeq and is a predicted model, not a curated record. Gene Ontology annotation, molecular function: GTPase activity. NCBI's taxonomy places the organism in Eukaryota, Fungi, Ascomycota, Dipodascomycetes, Dipodascales.
AUGUCGCGAGUAGGAAUUUUGGUUCUGGGACCCGCCGGAGUGGGCAAAUCGACCUUCUGCAACGCACUCAUCACCCACAUCCAAUCCAUUGGAAGACGGGCUCACAUUGUCAAUCUCGAUCCUGCUGCCGAGCCGAACGAAUACGAAUUCACGGUCGACAUUCGAGACCUGAUCUCGCUGAACGACGUCAUGGAGGAGAUGGAACUGGGCCCUAACGGAGGACUCAUGUACUGCUUUGAAUUCUUGCUGCAGAACAUGGACUGGCUGGAAGAGGAGCUGGGCGAGUUUGAAGACGAGUAUUUGAUCUUUGACUGUCCCGGUCAGAUUGAACUGUACACCCACGUGCCUGUUCUUCCUACCAUCGUUAAACAUCUGCAGAGACACAUGGGCUUCAGCUUAUGUGCAUGUUACAUCCUGGAGGCCCCUUUUGUACUGGAUCGUCCAAAGUUUUUUUCCGGCGUGCUGUCGGCCAUGAGUGCCAUGAUUCUGCUCGAAACCCCACACAUCAACAUUCUGUCGAAAAUGGACCUCAUCAAGGACGAGGUGCCGAAACGCGAGCUCAAGCGGUUCCUCAACCCAGAUCCUCUUCUCAUGGUGGAUGAGGCUAACUCGCAAACCAACCCCAAGUUCCACCAGCUCAACUUGGCCAUCACCAACAUGAUUGAGGAUUUUGGAAUGGUCCAGUUUCUGCCACUGGAGGCCAAGAACCCAGACUCAGUCGCUGCUAUCUUGAGUUAUCUCGAUGAUGUUACCCAAUGGGCUGAUAACCAGGAGCCCAAGGAGCCCAAGGUGGAGGAGGUUGAGGAGGAAGAGUAA